UCUCAGAGUAUAUUACGAUUUUGGCAGGCAAAGAGAGAUCCAAUUUGUUCUCCCUCUCUCUGUUGCCACAGAAUCGCAUUAAAGAACAAACGUCCACUUCUCUAAUCCGCCAUAAUUAUUGGAUCAAUAUAUCAAAAUUACAGACGAACCCAUAACUCCCAAUUUCCGAGAACACCUCAUAGCCAUGUCGGUAGAAGAAUCCCACUAAUACGGAUCACCAUAAUUUGAGAAAAAAAAAAAGUUGAUCGAUCGUCGUGUUUGAGCUCAGUAAGCAAAGCACCAGGAUGAGAGGGGCUGUUCUUGUGGCCGUUGCCGCUGCCAUUGGCAACAUGUUGCAAGGAUGGGAUAAUGCCACCAUUGCAGGGUCUUUGCUCUAUAUCAAGAAGGAAUUCAAUUUGCAAAGUGAACCAACAAUAGAAGGGCUAAUAGUAGCCAUGUCCCUGAUCGGGGCCACGAUCAUCACAACAUUCUCAGGGCCGGUUUCAGAUUCAUAUGGGCGUCGUCCAAUGCUUAUCAUGUCAUCAAUUCUUUAUUUCAUUUCUGGUCUUGUAAUGCUAUGGGCUCCCAAUGUCUAUACACUUCUUCUGGCAAGAUUACUUGAUGGAUUUGGGAUUGGUCUAUCGGUUACUCUUGUCCCUGUUUAUAUAUCCGAGACUGCUCCUCCUGAAAUAAGAGGACUGUUGAAUACACUCCCACAGUUCACAGGUUGUUCUGGUAUGUUCUUGUCAUACUGUAUGGUGUUCAUGAUGUCUCUCACGGAUGCACCCAACUGGAGGUUGAUGCUUGGUGUUCUUUUUAUUCCUUCACUUCUUUAUUUUGUUUUGACAAUUUUCUUCCUGCCCGAGUCUCCACGAUGGUUAGUUAGUAAAGGUCGGAUGGAAGAUGCUAAGAAGGUUUUACAGAGACUAAGGGGCAUGGAGGACGUUUCAGGUGAAAUGGCUUUGCUGGUGGAAGGGCUCGGUGUUGGAGGCGAAACCUCGAUAGAAGAAUACAUUAUUUCUCCAACAGAUGAACUUAACGACAAUCAAGACAAUGUUACAGAAAAAGAUCAAAUUAAACUAUACGGUUCUGAAGAUGGCCAUUCAUGGGUAGCCAGACCGGCACCUGGCCAAAGCAGCCUAGCCAUAGCAUCACGUCAAGGAAGUAUUCUUCAGAGAGGCAGUUCACUUAUCGAUCCAGUUGUGACUCUUUUCGGAAGUGUUCACGAGAAGUUACCAGGAACCGGAAGUAUGAUAUUCCCCACUUUCGGCAGCAUGUUUAACGUCGCUAUUCCUGAUCGAAACGAUCAGUUAGACGAGGAGAAUCCAAUAGAAAACCAGAAUUCUGACGACGUGGAUUCAGAAUCGGACGAUAACAAUCUGCGUUACCCUUUGCUUUCCAAUCACGAGACAACAAAUGCCGAUAAGGAAACGAUCCAAACUAGACACGGGAGUAGCCUUUUGCUGAUGGGUAACUCCGGAGAGACUGCUAGUGGAAUGGAUAUCGGAGGAGGGUGGCAAAUGGCUUAUAUAAAAUCAGAAGAGAGGAAGAAAGACGGAGUCAAGAGGAUUUACUUGCACCAAGAGAAUGGCCCUGUUUCUCGUCGUGGGUCUCUGUUUUCACUGGCGGGUGGGGAAAUAUCCACUGAAGGUGAAACUAUUCAUCAUACUUCUGCUUUAGUGAGUCAAUCGGUUCUUCGUCUUGAUAAUAAUGUAACCCAAGGAGUUGAGAUGGUUCGACCGCCUGAAGCGGUUAUCAAAACAUCAACUUGGGUUGCUCUUUGUGAACCUGGUGUCAAGCAUGCUUUAGUUGUUGGUGUUGGACUCCAAAUCCUUCAACAGUUUUCUGGAAUAAAUGGGGUUAUGUAUUACACUCCUCAAAUUCUUGAGCAAGCUGGAGUUGGUGUACUUCUAUCCAAUUUGGGAUUAAGUUCAGAAUCGUCGUCUUUACUUAUAAGCGCCCUCACAACUUUGUUGAUGCUUCCAAGUAUAGGCAUUGCGAUGAGACUCGUAGAUGUAGCUGGAAGAAGGUGGCUAUUGUUGUCUACUAUACCAGUAUUAUUAAUUUCACUUAUGGUACUAGUUUUCGGGAGUUUAGUUGAUCUGGGAUCUGUUUUACACGCGAUUUUCUCAACCGUAAGCGUGGUUGUCUACUUCUGUUUCUUUGUAAUGGGGUUCGGUCCCAUUCCAAACAUCCUCUGUUCAGAGAUAUUUCCAACUCGAGUUCGUGGAAUUUGCAUAGCUAUAUGCGCCCUUACCUUUUGGAUAUGUGAUAUAAUUGUAACUUAUAGCUUACCGGUUCUACUCAACAGCAUUGGUCUUGGAGGUGUGUUUGGAAUGUAUGCAAUCGUUUGUACCAUCGCUUGGUUUUUCAUUUUCCUAAAGGUUCCAGAAACAAAGGGAAUGCCUUUAGAAGUCAUCACUGAAUUCUUUGCCCUUGGUGCUAAGCAAAAUAGCGAUGAUAUCGAUUGAAGAAUUCUUAUAAAUAAUAUAUAUAUUUUUUCUUUCUUUA
This is a messenger RNA of Impatiens glandulifera, 2490 nucleotides long. RefSeq names its product monosaccharide-sensing protein 2-like. The transcript is spliced from 6 exons. The coding region runs from base 285 to 2450 and encodes 721 amino acids. Gene Ontology annotation, cellular component: membrane. Gene Ontology annotation, molecular function: myo-inositol:proton symporter activity. The record is from RefSeq and is a predicted model, not a curated record. NCBI's taxonomy places the organism in Eukaryota, Viridiplantae, Streptophyta, Magnoliopsida, Ericales, Balsaminaceae. Gene Ontology annotation, biological process: transmembrane transport.